AUGCUAUCGGACUGGCGAUGCCUCUCCAAGGAAUCGCCCACAUAUCUUGGGACGAGCUUCUUGCGGUUACGCGCGCUCCUCCCCCCCAAACACAUUCAGCCCCCCACCAUCAAGGCGCUUGAGGGCUCCCGAAGGAUCAUGACGCACUUCAGUCACGCGUGCCUCAACCAUGCACCACUGGGGUUGUACCGGCUCCGGUUUUUCCCAGACGAACCCAUGGAUUGCACAUGGUGUGGGGUCGUCCAAAGCCGCCUGCACGUUUUGUGCGACUGCGUGAACUAUAAGCGGCUGCGAUGGUGGUGGUGGACAGCCGAGCAUGAGUUUCUAGUGCAGAAGGAGUCCUUCGCGGAGCUCUGCACGUUCCUGGAUGACAACCCCAGUGCGUUCUCCUUUGAGGACGCUCCACCACAGCUGGCGGACUUCAAAGCCAUCUAG
Molecule: messenger RNA, 435 nt
Organism: Dichomitus squalens LYAD-421 SS1
Lineage: Eukaryota; Fungi; Basidiomycota; Agaricomycetes; Polyporales; Polyporaceae
Exons: 1
Coding region: 1-435 (144 amino acids)
Source: RefSeq, a predicted model, not a curated record